CCACUUUAAUACGCUUCAGUUAAUAAUUUAGAGUGAAUUGCGACAGUUCCCUUUCUUCCCAAAAAAUGGAUUUAGAUUUUAAAAUUCCGAAAUGGGUUAAUAAAGACAUUUUUCAUAAAAUGUUAAAACAAAUUUUCGACGGCGUAGACGACAUUAUUUAUUUCGAUAUCGCACGCGCUUUAACGUCGGGCGAAAACUAUUCCACUUUAAUGCUAAGAGUACAAAUCAAAAUGAAAUUAAAAGAUGGCAGGACGAGGAGUUCCUCUUUCAUGCUUAAGUUACCGCACGAGACUAAAGAAAUGAAAGAUAUGUUAACCUCUUUAAAUUUUUUCCAUCUUGAAAACGUCGUCUACCAGAAUGUGUUAAGUGAAAUGGAACGAAUGUAUACAGAAUCGGGCGUCGAGUUGCGAUUCGGUGCGAAAUCUUAUCGCUUAUCAGCUGAUAAUGACAAACACUAUCUGCUUUUGGAAGAUUUGAGUUGCAGUGGCUUCCGAAAUGCGAAUCGUUUGGAUGGUUUAGAUGUGGAACAUACCGAAUGCGUUUUACGCAAAUUGGCUCAAUUUCACGCGGUAUCUGCUUGUAGAGUAGCCACGUUAGGGCCAUAUACUGAAAAGCGCCUUUUUCAUAAGCUCGAUAAUAAAAAUGGUCGUUCGAAAAUUAGACAAGUAUACGCAUUAAUGGCGGAAACGUUUAUGGAAAAUCUGAAAAAUUACAAAAACUGUGAAAUGUAUCGCGAAUCCCUGCUAUUCUUCUUCAAUAACUUAAUUGAAUGGUUUGUCAAAGCCCGUGUAGUGCACGCCCAGCAUUUUAAUGUUCUCAACCAUGGUGAUAUAUGGACCAAUAAUAUUUUAUUUAAAUAUAAAGCAGACGGCCAUGUGGAAGAAACAUAUUUUGUGGAUUAUCAAAAUUGCAAUUACGGAUCACCGGCUCAAGAUCUUUACGUUUUGCUUAUAUCGUCCGUUCAUGUUGAUUUUAAAUUAAAAAAAUUUGAUCAUUUCGUCGACUACUAUUACAAGCACUUAGUUGAAAAUUUAAAAUUAUUGAAAUACCCUUUGGAUAUAAUGAGCCGUCAACAGAUGCAGGAGCAAUUACAAGUGUUUGGUGGGUGGGCAUUUUUAACGAGUUUCUUCAUAAUGGGCGUCGCCUUACUUGACCCAACGGACAAAGCAAAAUUUGAAUACGUAAUGCAAGAUACUCCCGAGGGUAAGGAUUUCCAAAAUUUAAUAUAUUCCAAUCCACGCUACAUUAAACAUAUUGAGGCAAUUUUACCAUGGUUGCAUCAACGAGAUUUAAUGAAUCCGAGAAAUUUAUUAAAGGACUUAAGCGGAAACUCUUCUUCGAAACUGGAAAUGAAAAUCUAAUUUACUUACAUAUUAAGGCAUAGUAAAUGUUAGCCAACGCCCAUGGUUAUCCGGCGAUUCAUUCCAAGAAAUUUAUUGACAAAUUAAAAGCACUUUUGUGUUUUCGGCUAUAAUACGUAGUUUUAUUUAUUGACGGGAUUUAGUUCAAUAAUAUAUAGGCUUAUGAAGCUAAAUCAAAAAGCAGUUUACUCUAGUACAGGGCUAUAGGCUUGUGAAUGCAUACGGUAUACUAUAAUCUCCCGGGAGCUUUUGCAAAAACCAACCUGCACUGCUGCGAAGGAAGGGAACAACAUGCGCUAGUAGGCAAUCACUUGGUUCAUGUGCCUCGGAACAUGAUGUUUCUGUGCGCCUCGAUGCGAAGCUAUCGUAAUUAAUGGUUAGGUGUGACUGCUGCUGCACAACUGAAGGCAUGUGUUAAAGACUGAAGGCAUUAGUAAAUAUAACUAUCCUUGACUAUGGUAAGAUUCUCCAAAUCAUUGUAAGCACAUGUAAUUGACUUUUCGAAUCUUACAAAAGCCGAAAGAGCUAAUGACGUUCAGUUUUAACUUUAGUGAAGAAAGUUACCGAAGGCUCGAGGGUUAUCUAAACAUACUGCUUUUUUAGUCGCGGCUAAGCUGCUUAGUGGACAUUAUAUGAAUAAAUGAUUACAACUAACUCUCUGUCCUUUGGUUUCACUUUUAAUCUUAUAACGAAUCUCUUUCAAUCGUUAUCUGUCUGCUUGCAUAAUCUCUCCCUUUCCCUAACUCUCUCUCUCACUCUCUUUCUCACUCUCUCUCUCUCCCUCUCUCUCUCUAUUAUUAUUAUUAUAAAAACUGCUCAAGUAUGUAAAAAAGUCGCCAGUGAUUUUACUCUCAGAAAAGUCAAAAAACG
This is a messenger RNA of Glossina fuscipes, 2231 nucleotides long. RefSeq lists its product as uncharacterized. Bases 66 to 1361 code for a protein of 431 amino acids. Lineage: Eukaryota; Metazoa; Arthropoda; Insecta; Diptera; Glossinidae. The record is from RefSeq and is a predicted model, not a curated record. The transcript has 4 exons.